AUGGGUCGGACAUUGACGUAUCCAAAGGGCGUCUCUAACACGGUGAAUCGUUAUAAGCAUCGCGCAACAUACGACCUUGGUGCAAUCCACUCCAUCAUCAAUACAUCCCAGGUGCUGAAUGUCUCCUUCAACCCUGGUCCUGAGGACCCAUUUCCCACUAUCCUGCCUAUGAUUGGACAAAUGGGAUCGUUUGAAUACCCUUCGGCGACAAUCGACGAACCACUUGAAUGCUAUCUCCACGGUUAUGUGAGCUCUCGCAUCAUGAACCUAGCCCGCAAGUCCGGUUCCAAAGAACAGGGCCUCCCAAUCUGCAUCUCCACCAGUCGAGUCGAUGGAAUAGUACUCUCUCUCACCCCUAACUCUCACAACUACAACUACCGUUCGGCAACAUUGCAUGGAUACGCAAAGCUGGUCACAUGUGAAGAGGAGAAACUGUGGGCCAUGAAGUUUAUCACCAAUUCUGUUGUCGCGGAUCGUUGGGAUCACUCACGAGUACCCCCCGACCGGGCAGAAAUGUCGUCUACUGUGAUUCUCAAAGUCGACGUGGUCGCUGGCAGUGGCAAGAUCCGGGAUGGUGGAGUAUCCGAUGAGCGCAAGGAUACGCAAAAUGGCGAUGUUACUAAACGCAUCUGGACCGGGGUGAUUCCUGUCUGGGAAAUGUUUGGAGAGCCCAUUCCCAGCGAUGGAAAUAUGGUCACUGAGAUUCCCGAGCAUAUCUCCUCGUUUAUUGCGAAUAGAAAUGCCCAAAAUCAGGCUUAUGCCGAGCGUGCUGUACAUAUUGCGUUACCCCCGGAAGAACAGCAUUGA
Penicillium pulvis is the source of this 807-nucleotide messenger RNA. Its product is annotated as pyridoxamine 5'-phosphate oxidase family protein. The record is from RefSeq and is a predicted model, not a curated record. NCBI's taxonomy places the organism in Eukaryota, Fungi, Ascomycota, Eurotiomycetes, Eurotiales, Aspergillaceae. Bases 1 to 807 code for a protein of 268 amino acids. The transcript is spliced from 2 exons.